This is a messenger RNA of Aureobasidium pullulans EXF-150, 429 nucleotides long. RefSeq lists its product as uncharacterized. The record is from RefSeq and is a predicted model, not a curated record. Bases 1 to 429 code for a protein of 142 amino acids. The transcript is spliced from 2 exons. NCBI's taxonomy places the organism in Eukaryota, Fungi, Ascomycota, Dothideomycetes, Dothideales, Saccotheciaceae. Gene Ontology annotation, cellular component: EMC complex. Gene Ontology annotation, biological process: protein folding in endoplasmic reticulum.
AUGGCACUCGUUUCUAGCGCUCUCAACAUCUUUGGUGCCGUGCUGCUAGCACACGCCGUCUACAGCGCCCAUGAGCACUCAACCCUAGCCACCCUCGCUGGCGGUGUCCCCGUAUCACCAGUCCAUUCAUACAUCAUGCCUCAAAUCGACCUGCCGCUGGACAUCACCUUGGAGACUUUGACGGCAGUCCUGCUGCUCUGCGUCGGCAUCGUUAUAGGCAGCCCCGAGCUGAAGCCCAUCCAAUGGCGCGUAUGGGCCGGCAAGCUUGAGAAGGAGAAGAGCUCAAAGACACAGAGCAUCAACGGAGACCCUCUGGGACCUAGAGGAAACCCCUACGCAGCAUUGGAGCAGAGACAGGGCUUCCUCGACAUCAGAGCUCAGCGCAAGGACUUUGCUGAUUGGGUCAAGAGUGGCAGCAGCAAGAAGUGA